AUGUCGCAAGCCAAGGAAACCGUCCAGAAGUACAUCGACGACAAUGCCGUCGUUGUCUUCUCCAAGACCUACUGCCCACACUGCAAGGCCACCAAGCAAACCCUUAACGACCUCGGCGCCGACUUCCUGACCGUUGAGCUCGACAUUCGAGACGAUGGUGCCGCCCUCCAGGACGCCCUCGAGGAGAUCUCCGGCCAGCGCAGCGUGCCGAACAACUACAUCUCCAAGAAGCACAUUGGCGGCAACUCCGACCUGCAGACCCUGUCCAAGAAUGGCCAGCUGAAGAAGCUCGUCCAGGCGGCCAACGCCAUCAAGGCGUAA
This is a messenger RNA of Verticillium dahliae VdLs.17, 321 nucleotides long. RefSeq names its product glutaredoxin. Bases 1 to 321 code for a protein of 106 amino acids. The transcript is spliced from 2 exons. The record is from RefSeq and is a predicted model, not a curated record. NCBI's taxonomy places the organism in Eukaryota, Fungi, Ascomycota, Sordariomycetes, Glomerellales, Plectosphaerellaceae. Gene Ontology annotation, cellular component: cytoplasm; nucleus. Gene Ontology annotation, biological process: cellular response to oxidative stress. Gene Ontology annotation, molecular function: glutathione disulfide oxidoreductase activity.